UGCGCCCCUGCUGAUUAGCUACACACCCCCUGCCUUUUGUUUCCGAGGUGGAGCCUGACACCCCGACUUUACCAAACUGGAUUGCCGGCAAAGCAGACGGACAGGAUAGGAUUGGGACCAGCAGAGGCUGGCACAGUUCGGGGACGCGGCAGAUCUGGAGAAGGGACCUCGAAGACUCCAUCAAGAAAGGAGAGGGAUUUGGCGGAGAGCUUCAAUCUAGUAAAUACAAAGGCGAUUUUGAUCAGCAGAGCCACAAGAAAGAUGAAUUUUUUCAUAUUAAUGUCGAUUUUUGUCACGGUUAUUUCUGGAAAGUCACCUCGGCUCAAAUUUGUUGUGCACGAGCCCUCCAGGUUCCACUUCAACAAACCUGAGAACUACAUCAGCAUGUACCACCAGGAAGGGAGUGACACACUUUAUGUAGGUGGACAGUCAAUAAUCUACGUGUUGACAUUCACAGAUCGAGGGGUUCGUGACCUGAAGAUCCCAGCGGCAUCGGAUCAGACUGCUAUUGACACCUGCAAGGCAAAGGCCACACCACUCGAGCAAAUCGAGUGUGAUAAUUUUAUCACCGUCCUUCAGAAAGUAAAUGACACUUUCAUAGUAUGUGGGACAAAUGCUGGAAGCCCAAGAUGCUGGAUGCUGGUAAAUGACACAGUGCUGACAGAUGUCCAGGGUGCUGGGCAGAUAACAUCAGCCUCUAACAUAUCACCACCCUACCCUUCACAGAGAUCCAUCAGCUUGCCUGCAGAUGGGAGUCUGUAUUCUGCUAUGUCGUCGGUGGGAGGUCAUUCUGGCUCGAUCCGGCGUACGUUUGGCUCCCAGAAACUCCUGAAGACAGAGAACAUUUGGCUGCAGAAUCCUCAGUUUGCUGGUGCUGCAAUAAUCCCGUCAUCAGAAAAGUACAAAGAGGAAAUCUACUUCUUCUUCAGUGAAUUCAAUCAGACAAGGGUGGACGAGGAACCAUACAAGGCCCGCAUAGGCCGAAUCUGCACGGUGGAUGAAGGUGGCAUGAAAUCUCUGCUGCAAGAGUCAUGGACCACCUUCCUGAAGGCUCGUGUGAUGUGUGGUGCUGGAAACACUCAGCAGCAGUACAACAACUUGAGGCAGGCGGUGGUGCUGACAGCUCAGGACAAGAGGGCUGGGGUCAUGUAUGGCCUCUUUUCCAAUGCAUGGGGCAAAACAGUGAUCUGUGCCUACUCCAUUGAAGACAUUGACCAGGCCUUCUCCACCUCCAAACUAAAGGGCUACAGCAGCCCAUUUGUCGGUGGCCGACCUGGAUUGUGUGCCCCCAGAAACCCCUCAGCAGCAGAAAAUCAAAACAUCAAAAACCUUGGGGUGAUGAGAUACCAUUCAGAAAUUGAGGAUGUUAUCCGGCCUGUUGGUGUGGCUCCACUUGACCUCCCCACAGAUGAUCAAAUCACACACACAGUUGCGGACAUCGUCCUAGCGGUCAAUGAUGAGCACUACAGUGUCCUUUACCUCGGAACAGAUCAAGGCAAAGUUCUUAAAGUUCUUCAUACCAGCGAGGAAGUCUUCAUCAUAUCUCAAUAUUCUCUGUUUCACAACGAGGGGCCUGUUUUGAACAUGGCCAUCGACUCCCAAAAGGGACAUCUCUAUGUUGGCACAGCCAUGGAGGUCCAGCGAUUGCAACUAGCUGACUGUGGUCGCUAUGGUGACACAUGCAGGGAGUGCAUCCUUUCUCGGGAUCCGUAUUGUGGAUGGGAUAAGGCCAGGAGAAAGUGCAUUGCCAUCCCACAUGGAUACAAUGCCACGACUGGGACAAUCAUUCAGAAUCUGGACCAGUCAAACUCUUCUGUUUGUGGGGAAGCUGCUGCUCUGAAGCAACGGCGAACUUCUCCUAGAGAAGUUUUGGUUCAGUCCAACACCUCUGUGUUUCUUCCCUGCCCUGUGCGCUCCUUCCACGCCACCUACCGCUGGGAAAAGGACAACCGCAUCAACUACCCCUGCCUCUUCGCCGGAGACUUCUGUGUCCUGGGGCCACUCAUGAACACACCACUGAAAGAAGGUGUCUUCCGUUGCAUGGCAACUGAAGAUGGAUUUAAGGUGGAAAUCAUCUCUUUUAGGCUGGUGAAUAACGGCAAGCUUCUGUCUGCCUCAUUUCUCUCCACCAUGGCAUUAUCGCUCCUGCUCGCCGGGGCCACACUAUGGCUUCAUUAACCACAGCUAACACUAAUGCUAACUCCUCAUUCUAAAUGGCUCCUACUGACAGGAUUAGACAAGGAGCCAUUUUGCAGCGGUUAGGUUCGCAUAGCAUUGAUGUCAAUGGUUGUGUUUAAAGUGGCAAUUCACCUUUUUUAUUUUGGUUUUUAGAAAAAGUGUGGAUAAGAUAUCAAUUAAUAAGGGACUAAAAAUCUAUAUUUUUUAGCAUAAAAAACAUAUCUGCAGCCACAGUUGUCUUAAUAUGAUCAAAAUAGUCAAAUACAUACAUUAACAUUUAAACUGAGGUGACUAGGAGUUACUGUCCAUGAACUGUCUUGUCUUGUAUCCUCAAACUUCUUUCAACCAUAAUUUGGUGCUUUGCGAACCUUUCCUCCCCGACUAAAACAGAUCAACAUAUCCAGUGAGUUGGACAAAAUAAACACCAAUGCCAGGCCAAGUCUUUUUAAUAGUUCUCUGCUUAUUUUGAAAUUGACUUGAUUGUGCUCAUUUGUGGAACUGUAAACCUUUAAUAACGCUCUUACAUCUAUUCAUUCAUCUUGUUAAACUUCAUUGUUCGAGCUUAUUACUACUUAGAUAAUUGUCUGGUAUUGAGAUUUAAAAAGCCUUAACACUUCUGGGACAUAAACUCCUAAGCACAAUUUUGCAGUCGAGGCAGAAUACUGCACACUCAGUUAGACUUUGCGCUGCAAUUAGUGCGGCUGAGUCUUAACAACAUGACUGGGAGGAAGUGUCAGCAUUUUGACAGGAAGUAGGCGGUUGGGCAACAGCUCAUCCUCGAACAUCACUGUGUCUCAGCACCUCCUCCUCAGAUGAGGCAGUUUCUUGCAUCUUUUUAGCAGAUGGUAUCGGAUAUUGUUAUUGCUCCUUGUUCACAGCUUUGUCCAUUGUUUUUAUUAAUUUAUUUAUGUAUUUAUUUAUUUUGCCAUCAUCCCUAACUCCUAUGAAAAACUGUGACAUAAAAAUGGCAGUGAGGCAUAAACUCCUCUCAGAGUCUUUUAUUCUUAAUGGAAGUCUAAAAAAAUAUUUUAAUCUAGAUUAAAUCCAGUUUCCAGUUUCUUUCCAUCUAGCAAUGUUUAAAGUUGUGAACAAGGUGCUAUGCUAUAGCCAUUUUAGUUAGAACAUAAUCACAGUAUCAUAGGGACAGAAGAAGCUAGUGGAAACUGUAUCGUAGACUUGAGUUUCGUAGUUUUCCAGGAGAAAAAAAAGGCUUGUAUUUAGAUUGAUGAAGUAUGUUCUGGAUGUUUUUGCUCUGCAGAUGCUGAUUUUUUACCAUUGCGGCCUAUGUUUGUAACAGUUUGUCUUGAUGGUUUGUUAUUUUAUGCUAUAGGUUAAAUAUGAUAUGUAACCAUU
Melanotaenia boesemani (Boeseman's rainbowfish) is the source of this 3531-nucleotide messenger RNA. RefSeq lists its product as uncharacterized. The record is from RefSeq and is a predicted model, not a curated record. Gene Ontology annotation, molecular function: chemorepellent activity; semaphorin receptor binding. Gene Ontology annotation, biological process: neural crest cell migration; negative regulation of axon extension involved in axon guidance; negative chemotaxis. The transcript has 14 exons. NCBI's taxonomy places the organism in Eukaryota, Metazoa, Chordata, Actinopteri, Atheriniformes, Melanotaeniidae. Bases 262 to 2178 code for a protein of 638 amino acids.